UCCAAAUCGACGUAUUCUUCGAUCCCUGACUCCUGAAAGCUGAAACAAACAAAUUUCUUUCCCUGAAUUUCUUCCAAUCUUACAAAAUUUUCAGAUGGGAGCAGAUACUCGAAAAGGCAUCUGUAAUCCAAUCGAUAGAUACCAAACUUUAAGGCUCAAAGAAUCCCUCUCCACACCAUUUCAAUACAUACUCGCCUGUAAAGAAUUGAGCUUUAUCCUUAAAAAUGCAUACUCAAAAUUCCCCAAAAAUCUCCAAUCGCUCAUUUUCCUGGACACCCUUUUCGCCUUCAGCCUCCUCCCUGAGAUGCAGACGCAGUCUGCAAUUUCAGCUGCUAAUUCCCUUUUGCAAAGUGCGGAAUUUGCUUUGCCGAAGCAAAAACGAGCGACGGCAGUUACGGAGCACAAGCAAGCAGUUGUUGCGAGUAAGAGGAAGAUCAAAGCAAAACAAGAGGAAGAAGGUAUAAUUCCGCUUCCACAGGAUGUUCUUAUACAUAUAUUUAGCUUCUUAGAUAUGCAGUCUCUGGUUUCUGCUUCUGCAGUCUGCCGGUCAUGGAAUGUUGCAGCUAGUGAUGACCAUCUCUGGGAAUUCUUAUAUGCUAUUUACUAUUGCGGUUCUGGCAAUGUUUGUCCAAAUGGCAUGGCUACUGGGGUUGGUAUUGACUGGAGAUGUGCUUUUAAAAUAGCCUAUAAAGGCACUUGCUAUAGAAAAUUCAAAUCUUAUAGGGGCUACUGUUCAAGUUGCUGUUCAGUUGUUUGGCUAAGUAGCAACAGAUGUGCCAAUAAAUCAAAUAUAAAAGAUGGCAGCAACCACCAAAUCAAGCCUAUCUCAAGGCAACAGAUUGUGGAGUUUAUUUUAGAUGGCUUCCUGGUAUCAGAAUCUUCUUCAGAUAGUGACAGUGAUCCUGAAGAUGUGUCUAUGUUGAAGCUGUGGGCCUAUCCUAGGAAGAUAGGGUAAGAAUAGCCUAGAUUAGGCGGAUUGAGUUUUAAAGUGCUUUGUAUCUCCAUAAAAGAUGUUAUGCAAAUGGUAAAAAAAUAUUAUUAUAUCCAUGAAAGAUGUUCAUAAUUAGAUUUC
This is a messenger RNA of Sesamum indicum (sesame), 1072 nucleotides long. Its product is annotated as F-box family protein. Gene Ontology annotation, molecular function: protein binding. The record is from RefSeq and is a predicted model, not a curated record. NCBI's taxonomy places the organism in Eukaryota, Viridiplantae, Streptophyta, Magnoliopsida, Lamiales, Pedaliaceae.